Actinia tenebrosa (Australian red waratah sea anemone) is the source of this 735-nucleotide messenger RNA. RefSeq names its product profilin-2. Gene Ontology annotation, molecular function: actin monomer binding. NCBI's taxonomy places the organism in Eukaryota, Metazoa, Cnidaria, Anthozoa, Actiniaria, Actiniidae. The record is from RefSeq and is a predicted model, not a curated record. Gene Ontology annotation, cellular component: cell cortex.
AAGAACGCCCGCCCACACCACAAAUUGGUUUCCAUCAUGUACCAUUGUACAAACUUUAAUGUACUUUACAGCUAAAAUAACUUAACCUUAGCUACUAUACUAUGACCCAUGGGCUGGCAGCAGUUUAUAGAUGAGAGUUUGCUAGGAACAAGUCAAGUUUCUAAAGCAGCGAUACAUGGAUUAGACGGCAAGCGAUACGCAUCGAGUGCAGAUUUCGUGGUCCUACCAAGUGAGGCGCAAGCAAUCAUUUCUGCCAUCACUAAAGACCCUACUCCUUUGUAUUCCAAGGGUGUAACGUUAAACAAUUCAAAAUAUAUGUUCAUCAGAGUAGAACCAGGAAGGGCAAUUAAUUGUUGUCGGGGUAAAGAAGGUGCCGUUGCAAUUAAAACAAACAAGUGUCUUCUGAUUGGAGGAUAUACAGAGGGUAUGCAAGCUGGAUCCUGUUGGGCAGUGCUGGAGAAACUUGCUGAAUAUUUCAGAGCGAAUGGAUAUUAAAUUACACUGGUCUUCAAAUUUCCCAUGCUCUCUCUUCUUGAAGUAUUGCCAUGUUGAACUUUCAGGAGGAAUAUAAUUAUUGCCAAGUUUCAAUCUACAAUUUUGUAUGCUAUGCUCAAAAUUCAUGCUUGACUGACCAUGUGAAAUAUAUUUGGAUGAAUUGUACAUAACGUUAACCAAUGAAAUAACCAAUGAAAAGCUGGCCAUACUUGACCAAUAAAAUGCAAGUAAAUAAAGAAA